Molecule: messenger RNA, 2184 nt
Organism: Dreissena polymorpha
Lineage: Eukaryota; Metazoa; Mollusca; Bivalvia; Myida; Dreissenidae
Exons: 7
Coding region: 11-1111 (366 amino acids)
Biological process (GO): double-strand break repair
Cellular component (GO): PML body; cytoplasm
Molecular function (GO): single-stranded DNA binding; 5'-tyrosyl-DNA phosphodiesterase activity
Source: RefSeq, a predicted model, not a curated record
CGGGAAUACGAUGCUUCUUGCAGUCGUCUGCUUUGUGUGCGUACCUUUCAUGAGUCACGGACUCCAUGGCUUUCUUGACGUCGUCACUUACAACACUGGAUUGACGCCAAUUGUGGACCGGUAUAAGGAGAGACGGGUAAUGAUUGGUGAAUCAAUAAGGAAGCUUGAUGCUGACGUCAUCUGUCUACAAGAGGUUUGGUUUUCCACCGACAUGUCAGCCAUUAUGGACGCCGUCGGUAGAGACCGGUAUCCGCACACCUUCAGUGGCCUUCACGUCGGCGUCGGUCAUUUACGGACGACACAUUUCACGGACGCUCCGUGCAUGACCAAAGGCUUCAGUAUUGAGUUCCUGCCAUGUUUUCUCGCGAAAUGCGCCGCUAUGUCGUCAGAUCUUGAAAUGCUGAUGUGCGCAAAACAAAAGUGUCGGAUGUUCGAAACCCUGACACAACCUUGUAUCACGUGCCUUGUGAUUUCCGGUAUCAGUAAUAUCUUGCAAAGCUGUGUGGAUGUCCGGGGAACACGUUUCAACGAGCUGGGCUUGUUAUUGCUAAGUAAGCGACCCAUCGAGCACGUGCGCACGAGGCACUUUGUGGCCGACAAGGUGUUGAUCCCUCGAGGCUACAUAGACGCCGAGGUGGACGGACUUGUGAAGAUUGUAUGCACUCACCUCAGCGCCAAUGUGGGAGAAACAUAUUUCGAAGACCUGGACUACGAAAGCUGGUCCCAACAGAACCUGGCAGAGGCCCGGCAUGUCGUGCGCGUUCUCGAGCACGUGCAUCACGUGAUCGUCAUGGGGGACCUGAACUCGAGCCCGGCCGUGUCACAGGCGGCGGUGGAGCCUGACUUUCCAGACUCGUAUGCCUAUCUCGAGAACCAUGGUUACCACGGUGUUUACGUCAACGAGCACGGGAUCUGCACAUGGUGCACCUACAACCCGCUGACGAAAACGAGACGCAACCUCAUCCUCGAUCACGUGAUGUCAAAGAACCUCACUAUUACCGGAAUAAGGGUACUGAGAACAUUGGACCGCAAUCUACCAGGAAAGACAUUCCCGGCCUCCGAUCAUUUUGGAAUACACGUGACUUUCAAACGCACUGGAUUUUUAAACUAAGACUCACGGGGAUUGCUAAGCUCAUUAACGGCGUAUUUUACAUGCCACGCGAUUGUUAUAUUCCAACAUUAAGUUGACGGAAAUGUUUACUAAGUAGUACAGCCGUAUUUAACGCACGUUCUUACUGUUUUUACUUGAGUUUGCAUGAACGCGAAGUACUAUUUGCAAAUAGGGUUGAACAAGUGAACAAGUGACACAUGCAUAUUUAUAAAUAUGUAUAUGACGGUACGUUUCUUUUGUAUGAUAUGCAUUGUUACAAGAUCAAAGGAUACUAUGAUAUGUAUAAGUAGUUAAUUGAGUCGUGUUCUGAGAAAACUGGGCAUAAUGCAUGUGCGUACAGUGUCGUCCCAGAUUAGCCUGUGCAGUCCACACAGGCUAAUCAGGGACGACUCUUUCCGUCUAAAUAUAAUUUUUUUUGCUAAGAAGAGACUUCAUUUAAAUGAACAAUGUCUUAAAAGUGGAAAGUGUCAUCCCUGAUAAGCCUGCGCGGACUGCACAGGCUAAUCUGGGACGACACUUUACGCACAUGCAUAAUGCCCAGUUUUCUCAGAACGAGACACAAUUUAUCAUAACUAUGGUGCAUCGUGGCCUUAUUGCAAAGCGCAGACCUGUUGUUUUACUUCAAGAGUCACGUCAAUGGAUAUGCAGUCCCGCAGUCUGGUCAGGAUCUACCAUGCCCGCUAAAAAUCGCACAUUGCUUCAAGGUCUCAUAAGAAGGCAGGACUUCUCCAGAACAGACUGGUAAAAUGCCCGCUAUAAGGUGCACAAUAGUUUGUGGUCUUCUGAACAGGCAGGACUACUCCUUACCAGACUUCACAAAUGCCCGCGCUGGAUUGGAGCAAUAUGACCGCCUAUAGCAUACAACUCAUUUUUGCAUGACACUGAUUAAAAGCAAUAAGACACGAGUCUGCAAAUGUGCAACCAUGCCCCUGAAUACUAUUAGAUUGUAGACAAAUAUCAUUUAUUAUUUUCCAAUUACUUUCAUGCAAUUAUCACUUUACCACUUAGAUACAUAUUUUAACACAUUUGUAGUCUCUUAGAAAAUUAAAUUGAAUAAAAGACAUUUCUUACUA